AUGGAAAAUUAUCGCCGCGUGCGACAGCCUCGCACUGAUCUGCCCCCGAUCGCCCCCGAUGAGCUGCUCGUCACCGCCAUCAGCAACCCCGUGGAGAUGGCCGGCAAGGGAGUGAGCAUGCUCGAGGAGGAGCACCCCGCCAUUACGCUGAAGGCUAUGGGCCAGGCCAUCGGCAAAGCCGUGUCCGUCGCUGAGAUCCUGAAGCGGCGCGUGGCGGGGCUGCACCAACUGGUGGCCACCUCCACGGUCGCGCUGACGGACGUGUGGGAGCCCACGGUGGAAGGCCUGGAGCGCAUCGAGACCACGCGCUACGCCUCUGCCAUCGAGAUCACCCUGUCCAAGACGGAGCUGGACACCUCCAAGCCGGGGUACCAGGCGCCGCUGUCAGAAUCUGAUGUCCUGAGCAGCCCGGAGGGCCUGGCAGCCCUGGAGGCCAGCCUCGUGACCGAGCACCGGCCCAGCAGGGGCCCGGGCAACCCCCGCAGCAGGAGCGGACGGGGGCGCGGCAGGGGCAGGGAUCGUGGUGGGCGGGGGCCCUCGGAGGAUGCUGCGGAUGAUGGCUUUGCGCAUGGCGCUCCGGAGCCAGAUGCCAACGGCCAAGCGCCGCAUCCAAGGCCACGGGGACCCCGCAGCGGCAGGCUGCGUGGAGUCCGGCCUCAGGGCGGCGCAGGGCAGCCUCGGACGUCGGAUGCGGAGCCCACGGUGACAGAAGAGGCCUGA
This is a messenger RNA of Auxenochlorella protothecoides, 720 nucleotides long. RefSeq names its product Ribonuclease P protein subunit p25-like protein. The record is from RefSeq and is a predicted model, not a curated record. Lineage: Eukaryota; Viridiplantae; Chlorophyta; Trebouxiophyceae; Chlorellales; Chlorellaceae. The coding region runs from base 1 to 720 and encodes 239 amino acids. Gene Ontology annotation, molecular function: RNA binding. The transcript has 5 exons.